Messenger RNA from Strongyloides ratti, 654 nucleotides. RefSeq names its product Myc-type, basic helix-loop-helix (bHLH) domain and Neurogenic differentiation factor, domain of unknown function-containing protein. Gene Ontology annotation, molecular function: protein dimerization activity. Lineage: Eukaryota; Metazoa; Nematoda; Chromadorea; Rhabditida; Strongyloididae. The transcript is spliced from 2 exons. The record is from RefSeq and is a predicted model, not a curated record. The coding region runs from base 1 to 654 and encodes 217 amino acids.
AUGGAUUCAUCAAAAAGUAAACAAUUGGUACGCCGUAUGAAAGCUAAUAAUCGUGAGAGAAAUCGUAUGCAUGGUUUAAAUCGUGCAAUGGAUAACUUAAGACAAUGUGUUCCGUUAACUACACAUCAUCAAAAAUUAUCAAAAAUUGAAACUUUACGUCUUGCUAGAAACUAUAUAACAGCUUUGAAGAAGAUUCUUAAUGAUGGUCAAGUAUUAAAUAAUUUAGAAUAUGCUACAAUUUUGUGUCAGGGAAUGUCACAAACAACUACAAAUCUUAUAGCAACAUUAACUGGUGUCCAACCUAGAUUAUUAAUGAUUGCUCAAAAACAAAAUUCAUACCUUACACCUCAUUCAACAUCUCCAACGCCUUCAAAUAUGUCAAGAGAAUGUAAUUCUAGUACACCAGAUAGUUAUGAUUCAAUAAAUUCAACAAUCUCAUGGAAAGAUGAUCAUAUAAUAAGAGGACAAGAAUUUUCUCCAAAUUCAAAACCAUCAACAAUUAAUACAUUAUAUCCACCUUCAUCAACAAGCAUUCUUCAAACAUCUUAUAGUAAUGUUACAUCUCAAAUAUAUGGAUAUGAAAAUAUUACAAAUUAUGAAAAUGGAUACACAAAUAUUCCAUACUAUCAUAGUCAAAGAUAUUCACCGUAUUAA